AUAGAUAAAGAUGAAGUGAAUUUGACAAAGGAGGAGUUCAGAAGGCGAUCAUUUUCUGUUGUUACAGUUGGUAUCUUUAGAGGCUUAAGAGUAGCUGUCAAGUCACUUUACGAUGAUGUCAUAUCAGAUGAAAAUGUAGCUCUCUUCACCAGGGAAAUGAGUAUAGUAUCACGAAUACGUCAUCCUAACCUGGUCCAGUUUUUUGGUGCAACCAAGGUGGGUAGUCCUCUCAUUGUGACUGAGCUGAUGAGCACUAACCUCCGAAAAGAGCUUCCAAAGACCUCAUUAAGGAAGCAGCAGAUUCUCAGUAUUGCUCAAGAUGUAGCUUUAGGUCUCAACUACCUUCACCUUUUUAAGCCUCAGCCCAUUAUUCACAGAAAU
Amphimedon queenslandica is the source of this 381-nucleotide messenger RNA. RefSeq names its product serine/threonine-protein kinase STY8-like. The annotation marks the transcript as partial. The transcript has a single exon. Gene Ontology annotation, molecular function: protein kinase activity; ATP binding. The record is from RefSeq and is a predicted model, not a curated record. Gene Ontology annotation, biological process: necroptotic signaling pathway; protein phosphorylation. NCBI's taxonomy places the organism in Eukaryota, Metazoa, Porifera, Demospongiae, Haplosclerida, Niphatidae.